AUGGCACUGACUUCUGAAUCAACACAAACCCUUCCAGCGUUAUCAAGUGCAAUCGUAGGUGUUGUCAAUACAUCAUUUCCAUGUGGAUCUGCGCAAAAUCCUAUUACCAAGGAAGAGUGGAAACAAUGGAAAAAAAAUAAAAGGCCGGAGGAGGAUUGGAAAGAUUUUUUAAGUCUGCCGCAUGAUACUUACUGGACUUAUCAGGCAAGCAAAUAUGUGUCAGAACAAUCACCAGGAAAAAUUCAGAAAAUUAUUAAUGAACGCAAAAACAAGAUAAAAGAAGCCCAUGCCAAAGGUAUCCCUCCCCCUCCCAAACGUAAAAAUACUAUCCCUCUCAUUUCAAGGUCCAAAAACAAAACUUCAACCCAAUCAUCAGUGUCAAGUUAUGAUACAACCGAAGUUGACGACGAAAUAGAUGAUCGAUUUACUGCAUCUAACGAAAAUUAUUCUCCAAAGCAUAAUGAUGUUACUUCUUCCUUUAAUACCGAUAGUUAUGAAGUUAAUAGUGACGAUGAUGUAUUCGAAUUACCUAACGUCGCUUCUCGUACAAUUAAUUCUUCAAAAUCUUCAAGAAUUCCAAUCAAACAAUUAGUAACCAGUUCCAAUGCAAUUGAAGUCGAUAAUUCUGAAACCAACAGUGAUAAUGAUAAAUCUGAAUUACCUACUACCAUUACUCCUCGCAAAAUGAGAUUUCCAAAACCUUCGAAGACUUCAACCAGAUUGUCAUUAUCAACUUCUAAUGCAAUUGAAGCCAAUAACUCUGAAAUCAACAAUGAUAACAAUUCGUCUGAAUUAUCUUCCUCUUGUAAAAUGAAAUCUUCAAAAUCUUCAAGGUGUUCGACCAGACUAUCAGCAUCAAGUUCUGAAACAAUUAAUCAACCAUUAUCUCCAGUAGCACAGAAUGGAAAUAAUACUGGUAAUUAUUUAAAAAAAGAAUAUUAUGAGGAAAAAGAAAAGCAACUAGGUCGAAUACUGAGAGAGUUCCCAAGAAACGGGUCACAGCAAAAAGUCACAAAUAGGUAA
Molecule: messenger RNA, 1023 nt
Organism: Racocetra fulgida
Lineage: Eukaryota; Fungi; Glomeromycota; Glomeromycetes; Diversisporales; Gigasporaceae
Source: the annotation of a GenBank genome assembly